UAAAUUGUCUGUGAUACUACAGCUAUAGUUUGGACUUUGCUCUUUAUGAGGGCUAAGAGAAAUGAAAUCAUUGCCUGUAUUUGAGCUUCAUUAAGUUUCUCAGGCUUUUUUUAAUUUCUUAUGAGCUUGAAAUGAUUAUUGGAGGCUAUUAGUAAGCAAGUGCUCACAGAGGGCAUUUUGAAAAUAUAGCUCUGUGAUUUCAGUGUGUGUGUGUGUGUGUGUGUGUGUGUGUGUGAGUGAGAGAGAGAGAGAGAGAGAGAGAGAGAGAGAGUGAGUGAGUGAGUGUGUUAAAGUAUUCAGAACGGUGCAUUCCUCUACACUUCAGUUUUACAGUUACUGGUGUGUUUGCUUUAUGGGGCGGUCAUGCAGGGCACACUCUCAAAUGAUUUAUAGACAUUGAUAUAAAUCACAGUUUCUGUAUGUUUUGAGGUUUUACAGACUAAAGUUUCCGUUUCCUUUCAAAUUGAUAACUUCAACUCAUGUUUCAAAUUGAAUACUGUGUAAGCCAGGGUGUGCUGAGUGACUCCAGCCAUGUCUCCUAAGCAACCAAAAUUGGCCCAGUUGCUAGGGAGGGUAGAGUCACAUGGGGUAACCUCCUCGUGGUAGUGAUUAGGGGUUCUCGCUCUCAACGGGGCGCAUGGUAAGUUGUGUGUGGAUGCGGAGAGUAACAUCAGCCUCCACAUGCUGUGAGUCUCCGCGGUGUCAUGCACAAUGAGCCACGUGAUAAGAUGCGCAGACUGACUGUCUCAGAGGCAACUGAGACUUGUCCUCCACCACCCGGAUUGAGGUUUUCUGACAGAAGUUGAUAUUUGGCUAUGAGCAAGCUGUGGUUCAACUGCACCUUACCAGUGGCUGCAUUAUAUUGCAUUGCAGUAUGCCUAAAUCAUGCAGCUCUUACGCUGGCCAUCCAGGUGGCAUCCACUGGACCACAAACUAUCAAGAAAGCCCAGGGGGAUAGCAUUACUCUGGGCUGCAAAUACACUGUAGACCCCUCGGAUGUGGGAGAGCUGGACAUUGAGUGGACAGCUGUCAGUCAAGACAUGACCCAGAAAGAUCAGCUGAUCUUAUCCUACAAUGGAGGGAAGGAGUACAAGCUGGGAGACCCAUCCCUCAUGAGUCGUCUGCAGUUUGUUGAGGACCCCAGCCGUGGAGACGCCACGGUCACCAUUUCUAACCUCCAGGUCCCAGACACGGGCACGUACCAGUGUAAAGUGAAGAAAUCACCAGGCUUCGAUUCAAGGAAAAUCACUUUACUGGUGCUAGUACGACCUUCGGUCCCUAAAUGCUGGGUGGAAGGCAGUGAGGAGAAGGGCGGAACGGUUUCGCUGCACUGCAAAUCCUCACAGGGUUCACCUCCUCUAAAAUAUGCAUGGACGAAAGAGAGUGGAAACAUGCCACCGACCGCAACACAGAAUCCCCAAACUGGAGAGAUGCUAAUCAGAAACCACAGUGACAGCUACAUGGGGAAGUACCUUUGUGAAGUCAGCAAUGAAGUAGGCACAGAACGAUGCACCUACGUCCUUCAAGCAUAUAAUCCGACUAAUAAAGUGGGAGUGAUUGUGGGAGCUGUGAUUGGUGCAUUGCUGUUGCUGCUGCUCCUCCUCCUGCUGAUCUGGCUUCUGAUUUGCUGUUGCAACAAGCGCCGCUAUGAGAAAGAGGUUGCCAAUGAGAUUAGGGAGGAUGUGGCAGCACCGGAGAGUCGCCCAGGAAGUCGUAACACCAGCUUCCGUUCUAUUAUGAACUACCACACCCAUCCAGGCAUUAACUACAUCUCGGUUCAGAACGCAGAGGUCAUGCGGUCUGGAUCAGGUCACAGCAGCACUUACACCGAAAAGAUUAGAGUCCAAAGGGAAGCCAGCAUGCUUGCUAGUGAUCACAGGCCUCCACUACGAUAUGACAGCAAAUAUGGAUAUCCUGUAUAACUGACGACCUGCCAGUGGGACUCAAAAAAACUGCAAAACGGUGGCAAGAUUUGCAGCCAUAGAACUGCACAGAAGAAUAUUCAUUUGUGAACUGCAUAAUAUUGAUCUACUAAUAUGUGUAUAGUUGUGUUUAUGUAUUUUUGUAUAAUUUUAUUAGCAUUUGCAUGGACGUUUUGGUAAAAUGUGGUUAAAAUGAAAGAAUGUUAGCAGAUUAUGGUGGUAAUUUUAAGAGGAAUUUAACUAACAAACCUUUUUAACUUCUUUGUAACAAAUUCAGUCAUUUAAGUUUGAAAGUAAAAGAUUUUAAAAGUGUGAUGUGAGUGGUUGCUAUGUUACAUAGUUAUUUACAGUGAAUCCAAAUAAAUAUUUGGACACAUACUAUAAGCAUGUAAAACACACUUAAUGUAUGCAAGUUUUUGCACUGAAACGACUUUAUACAUCCACAAAAAAUAACUUUGACUCCAAUUGAUUUGACGUUAUUGCAAAAAUGCUCAUAAAAGUUCAGCUACUUCUGAGUAAAAGUCUGGCAUAAUCUGUUUGCAGAUAUCACUUGGUUUAAUGUUUUGUCAUCUAAUGCAAUGACAUUCAGACAUUUUAAGUGUCCAAAAAUGUCCCAAUACUUUUGGGGCUACUGUAGCUGGACAUUUUGAUAAAAUGUGGUUUAAAUCAGUGGUGUAGUAGUAGUGUCUGAAGAGGUGGGCAUACUGUGAAUUUAUGGACCCCCCAAAUUGAAUGUAGACCAAGAAAUGUAAAGCUCCAAAAAGCAUUUAAAGGCAUCUUUAAGGUAAUCCAUAUGACUCCAGUGGUUUAAUCCAAGUCUUCUGAAGAGAUCUAAUUGAUUUUGGGUGAGAAUAGACCAAAAUAUAACUCAUUUUUCACUGUAUAUCUUGACAUUGCAGUUAGAGGUCUGCAUUCCCACCUGAGUCCAGCAGGACCCGCGGGACCCGAUCAGAUUACUUGCAGCGCUGGAUUAAAUUUCCGAGUUGAAGGCGGUAAAAGAUGGUAAAUCCAUAAGUAGUGUGAUGGAGUGGGCGGUCAGAUAAGAGCCCGAAAAAUCCAAUGUGGAUAUCUAUUUUUACAAGAAUGGCAGAGCUAAGCAUGGACACCCAGUUUCGUCAAAGGAUGUGAAACUGGGACUGGAAAAUGGUCAGUUUAAGUGUUUAGAAACCAACCUCAGGCAAGUCAGAUGGGGAUCAAGUCAUGUGUCAGCUGAUAAUAGCAAUAACAGAAAAAUAAAGCGUUAUUUGUGUACACUUGUUGUCUAUUUGUAUGGCUUUUGCCCUAUGUGGAAAAUGAUGCAGGAUUGCGGGAACGGUUGGGAAGAAAAUCACUACGGGCAGAGAGCAGGUAAACAUGAAGUAAAAUCCAGCUGGAGCGUUCAGGUGUGGGAUAGAAUCUUGCGGGAGCGGGAUGAAAAAAACAGUCCCGCGCAGACCUCUAAUUGCAGUCUCUAAGCACGAUCAUGAUUUCAAGCUCGAUUACACUUCCUAACACAUGAUGCAUGCAGAGCUCUAGAUGGCCCAAAACCAAGUGGAUUGCUUCUGAAGUCAAUGAUUAAACCACUGGAGUUUUAUGGAUUACCUUAAUGCUGCCUUUAUGUGCUUUUUGGAGAUUCAAAGUUCUGACCACCAUUCACUUGCAUUGUGAGGACCUACAGAGCUGAAAUAUUCUUCUAAAAAUCUUCAUUAAAUGGAACACAAAAACCAA
Molecule: messenger RNA, 3629 nt
Organism: Myxocyprinus asiaticus (Chinese sucker)
Lineage: Eukaryota; Metazoa; Chordata; Actinopteri; Cypriniformes; Catostomidae
Product: coxsackievirus and adenovirus receptor homolog
Exons: 8
Coding region: 816-1922 (368 amino acids)
Cellular component (GO): membrane
Source: RefSeq, a predicted model, not a curated record